Anopheles funestus (African malaria mosquito) is the source of this 2987-nucleotide messenger RNA. RefSeq names its product putative sodium-coupled neutral amino acid transporter 10. The transcript is spliced from 4 exons. The record is from RefSeq and is a predicted model, not a curated record. The coding region runs from base 203 to 2734 and encodes 843 amino acids. Lineage: Eukaryota; Metazoa; Arthropoda; Insecta; Diptera; Culicidae. Gene Ontology annotation, biological process: amino acid transmembrane transport. Gene Ontology annotation, molecular function: amino acid transmembrane transporter activity.
GAUGGGAUACCCCAGCUAUAAGCAUCUUGCACGAUGUGGUUUGACGUUUCUGACUCGCGUUUUCAAAACAAACACGUAUUUUGUACGAAACGCCGCGUACGCAAACAAUUUCUGCGGAGGAACAUUUAUGUGAAGAAUUGUGAGAAAAAGCAAACUAUCACUGCGUAGAAAGCAUGAUCCGGAAAGGUAAAACCCGUACGUGAUGGAAACGAAUACCGUGCAGACGGUCACGCUAACUAAUAGUAUCAUCGGUGUGGGCAUACUUUCUAUGCCCUUUUGCUUUCAACGGUGCGGAAUUGUGCUGUCAAUAGUGCUGCUACUGCUCAGCAGCUAUGUUACCCGUUUGGUGUGCAGCUAUAUGGUUAAAUCGGCCAUCAUUUCCAGAAGAAAAAACUUUGAACAAAUUGCAUUCUACGCUUUUGGUUCUGCCGGAAAAUUGCUCGUAGAGCUAUGCGUCGUUGGCUACCUGUUGGGCACGUGCAUCGCCUACUUCGUUGUCGUCGGUGACCUUGGUCCUCAGAUCACGGCCAAAAUCCUGUCCAUGCACGAAAGCGAUAGCCUUCGAACAUGGGUUAUGAUCGUGGUCACGAUCGUGUGCAUCAUUCCGUUAGGGAUGUUGCGAAAUGUGGACAGCCUGGCGUCGGUUUGUACGGCCUCGCUAGGGUUCUACCUUUGUCUAGUGUUGAAGGUUGUUUCGGAAUCGAGCGAAAAAUUUCAACACACCGGCUGGUUCGAGCGGCUGGACUUGUGGAACUGGAGUGGCAUAUUACAGUGCAUGCCUAUAUUUACCAUGGCGCUAUCCUGUCAGAUGCAAAUAUUUGAGGUGUACGCGACCAUGCCCACCACAUCGCUGGAUAAGAUGAGCCGAGUUAUCCGGCAGUCAACAAACAUCUGUACGAUGAUAUACGUAGCGAUCGGAUUCUUCGGGUAUGUCGCUUUCAAUGGGCACCGGUUCUCUGGGAACAUUCUCGUCGAUUUUACUCCAUCAUUUGCUAGUGAUAUUAUCAAGAUGGGAUUUGUGCUUUCGGUCGCGUUUAGUUUUCCGCUGGCGAUCUUUCCAUGCCGAGUAAGCCUUUACUCGCUGCUGUACAAGCGUGCCUCGGAUGGACACAUGUACAUUCCUGAAUCUAAAUUUCGACCACUCACGAUAGCGAUCGUGGUUGUGGCGCUCGUCUUCGGUUUGCUAAUACCAUCGAUCGAGGUGGUAAUUGGCCUGGUCGGUUCUACGAUUGGGGUUGCGAUAUGCUUGAUCAUACCGGCAGCGUGCUACAUGACGAUCUGCAAAACAAACAUAAGCGAAAAGCAGCUUGCCCAAGUGAUGAUUGCGUUCGGCUUUAUCAUAAUGGUGCUCGGAACGUACGCCAACUUGCACGCAAUCGAUCGUACACCGGAAAGAAAGUACGACCCCACUGUUCCACCGGCGGUGCUAGAAAAGCUCGUUGUGAAACCGGUGCCGAUAGUAUCGGAAAAAAGGGUAGACGAUCCCAAACCACCAAUUUUACCGGUAGAAUCCAUAACGGAGAAGGUCAAACCAAAGAUAGAACCACCAUACGACGCUGUACCGGCACCAGCAAAGCCAGCAAUUGUCGAUGGAGAAUUGAGGAAGGACACGCCUGAUGGAGAAGGAUCUAACAUCGUGCCACCGAACGCUGUUGAACCCUCGCCCAAAGACCCACAUGCAGUGAUCAAUAACGAGGCUAUACUAAAGGAAGAGCAUGAAAUAGCGGUGGAGGAAAAGGAGAAGAUAGUGAAGGAAAUUAGUGAGCUGAAAAAUGCGAAAAAAGUGCUCGAAGCCGAGGUGGAAAACAUCAAAGAAGAGCUGGUGAAGAAAAACAAAGAAACGGAACAGUUGGUGCUGAAGAAGCUAGAUGAGAUAGUGGAGAAAAUAGCCGAGCAGAAGUCUGGCAUGGGAUCGCGAGAAGAGGACCAGCCAGCGAAUGGGAAUGCUGCAGCAGAACGCAUCGUUCCGGAAGUGAUAGCUAACGGGAAGCAAGAUCCCGGACACAUACCAAACGAUCCGAUCGUGAAGCUGCUGAAAGCGGGUGGAAACAAUAAAUCGAUCCCGCAGGUAGGUGUGCAUAUUCCGGGUAUAAGUGUGGGAAACGGUACAGAGGAGCGUAACGGACCGUCACCCGAUGCGGAUCGUGUAGACGCGCUAGAAGGUGCAGGUGCAGGUGCAUUACCCGUUGAACGGACGCCUGACGGAGAUGGAGCAAAACAAGCCGAGAAGGAGGUUGAGAAGGAUGAAACGGAGAACGAAAAACGAGCUAUAAAACUACCAGCAGUUGUAGCGGUGGAAGGUACCAAUAAACAAGCGUCUGAAAAUCGGCCAAAUCUUCCGAAGUAUAAUGUGCCGCCGAAUGCAGAAUCUACCAAAAAUGCAAAGGGUAGUGAAGUAGAAGCGAAACUUAAUCCACCUGCAGACGGUGAUAAAGUCGAGGAGAAGAAUGUUCCGUUGCCUCCCUUGCCGGUGGAGGUACCGGCGGAAGUACCGGCCGAAGUUAGUCCUACCAAGAAAGUGGAACAAAAGCAGGAAAACAUUGCCGAUGAAGCGAUGGCAGGAAAACGGGAUUUGUUGGCAAUGCGCUUGAAGCGUGAAGCGAUUAAUCCGCACGAGCCGGAAAACUGUCCAAAACGGAGUGUCGCAUCCGCUGAAGUGGCUGGUGGGAAAGGAAAUAGUCCAUCCGAAAGCACGAAUGAACCGGCCAAGCUGGAGAAGGAUGGAUUUCGUUAAAAUUUAUGCAGACUGAAAGAUUACUGCUGCAGUGAUAGGAAAAGGGGCAAGGGGGGGCAGAACAAUGGACAAGGAAGUAAGGUGGUUUUUUGGAUUUUUUUUUACAGAUAAAUAGUUUAAUCUUGAAAGCCUGUCCGAGUAUUCGUGGGGUAAGAUACAGGAGGAGUGUGCAGCAAUGAUCGUUGUUAAGUCAUAUUCUUGAACGAGAUGUGAAAUAAACUUUAAUUGGUUUCAAUGAAAUCCUGUACAUGAA